Molecule: messenger RNA, 835 nt
Organism: Aspergillus wentii DTO 134E9
Lineage: Eukaryota; Fungi; Ascomycota; Eurotiomycetes; Eurotiales; Aspergillaceae
Gene: rps1
Product: 40S ribosomal protein eS1
Exons: 6
Coding region: 62-835 (257 amino acids)
Biological process (GO): translation
Cellular component (GO): cytosol; ribosome
Molecular function (GO): structural constituent of ribosome
Source: RefSeq, a predicted model, not a curated record
GCCCGUGGUGUGAUAUACUUGUCUGUCUUCAAGCAUUGCAAGAUAGGCCUGAGUCGCAAGUAUGGCUGUUGGAAAGAACAAGCGAUUGUCGAAGGGCAAGAAGGGUGUGAAGAAGAGGACUGUUGAUCCCUUCACAAGAAAGGACGAAUAUGCUGUGAAGGCACCAUCGACUUUCCAGACCCGGGAUGUUGGAAAAACUCUGGUCAACCGGACUAGUGGUCUGAAGAAUGCGAACGACUCUCUGAAGGGCCGGAUCUUCGAGGUCUCCCUCGCUGACUUGCAGAACGACGAAGACCACGCAUUCCGCAAAGUCAAGCUCCGCGUGGACGAGAUCCAAGGGAAAAACUGCCUGACCAACUUCCACGGCUUGGACUUCACAACUGACAAGUUGCGAUCCCUUGUGCGCAAGUGGCAGUCGCUCAUCGAGGCCAACGUUACUGUCAAGACGACCGAUGACUACCUUCUGCGUCUGUUUGCCAUCGCUUUCACGAAGAGACGUCCGAACCAGAUUAAGAAGACCACAUACGCCCGCUCUUCUCAGAUCCGUGCUAUCCGCAAGAAGAUGACUGAGAUCAUGCAGCGCGAAGCUGCCAGCUGCACCCUCUCGCAGCUUACCACAAAGCUUAUCCCCGAGGUCAUUGGCCGUGAAAUUGAAAAGGCUACCCAGGGAAUUUACCCCCUGCAGAAUGUUCACAUCCGCAAGGUCAAGCUUCUCAAGUCUCCUAAGUUUGACCUCGGUGCUCUGCUGAACUUGCACGGAGAGUCUACGACUGAUGACAAGGGUCAAAAGGUUGAGAGAGAAUUCAAGGAGCAGGUCCUUGAGAGUGCCUUAUAA